GUAUUAUAUCAAUACGUAGUAUCGUGUGUUUAUGUUGUAUCGGGACUGCUAUAUUGAGUUAAGUUGGGUUGAUUGUGCUUUGAUUUGACAUGAAAUCAAACAUGCUUUGAGUCAAAUUGUUGCUAAAAAUUAAUUACGUAAUCAAAAGGUUUGACUUUGUGACACAAUUGUCACAUUUCUGUAAUCACAAAUAUUAAGUUGCUGGUUGCUUAAUUAUGAAAUGGAGAACAAAAGGUUUCGUUUUUAUCCAAAAGGCAUUGAGUUUUAUGGCACCCUACGAUUUUUAGAGGUGCACAGAGAAUCGAGACACGCCACCGAACUCCGCGCAAAUCUCCGCACCGCCUUCAAAUUAAGCUCCAACCCUCUUUAAUCUAAAUGGAGACGCUCAACACCACCGCACCGAUCGACGUCGCCAUGACGACGACAGCGCCACCUAGCGACGUGCUCCCCUGGCAGGCGGUGACGCUGUGGAUCUACACGGUCGCCAUGUUUGCGGCGUUCGUCGUCGGCGUGCCGGCGAACAGCGCCAACAUCGCCGUGCUGUGGCUGAGCCGACGCAUGCGCCAGCCGUCGUUCACCUACAUCCGCUGGAUGGCCGUCGUGGAUCUGCUCGUCAACGUCAUCGCGUUUACGGGUUACGGUCUAGUGCGCUCGCGGCUCGUGGGUCAGAGCUACGCGGCGCUCUGGUACUACUCGCACCUGUUCUUCUUCACCUUCCGCCUGUUCGUCUGCGCGAGCAACUUCAUCCUGCUCGCGCUCACCGUCGACCGCUACCUGCGCGUCUGCCAUCCGCUGCGAUUCGCGCGCCCCCUAUCGGCGCGCGCCACCAGCGCCACGCUGGUCGCCAUCUUUGCGUCUUGCUUCGUGCUGUCGCUGCCGCACGCCUACGAGACGACGGUGACGCCGUACGUCGACGCGGCGACCAACGAGACGCUGUACACGUGGAGCUGGAACGAGGAGGUGCGAGACGAAGUGUUCUAUCCGCAUGUCUAUCCGAUAUUCAAGGAGAUCGUCACCAGGUUCGUGCCGAUCGCCGUCGUCGUCGUGCUCAACGUUCUCAUCAUCAGGUCUCACAGGGCGUUUCUAAAGAAGCGCGAAGGACUGUCACCGCGCACGCGCGCAGAAAAGAAGACGAUGAGAGAGCAGACGCGCCUGCUGGUACUGCUCGCGUCCGCCUCGGCCGUGUUUCUCGUCUGCACGCUACCGCAGGCGUUCGUCACGAUCCUGCUGCGCGCCGACAGCGCCAUCUAUGGGCGCCGACGCUUCUACGUAUUCGUACACGUCGCCAAUCUGAUCGAGGUGCUCAACUUCAUCGCCAACCUGUUCGUGUACAGCAUCGCCAGCUCCGACUUCCGCAAGAGCUUCCGGGAAGUGUUCCGCUGCUGCUUCCGGUUGCGGCGAUCGGGUUCCUCUACGUCCACGCAGUAUUCGGGGGAUACGUUGGGAAGAAAGGAGGAUUCGACGAGCAAGUCCAGCGUAGAGGCGAAGAGAAAGAUGAGCACCGAUUCGGCGUUGUAGUAUAUAUAGGGGGUUCGAGGAUGAUUUUAUUAUUGAAAUAGUUUGUUAGUUGUUCGAACAUUCGUUUGUUCGUUCGUUUGUUGAAUCGAGUGUUCGUCCGACUGCCCAAUCUCUUCUUUUGUGCUCUUUCGCGCACUCGUUCAUUCGUUCGUUCGGUCGGUUGGUCGGUUUGUCGGUCGUUUGUUGUAUCGUUCGUUCUUUCGUUCGUUCAUUCGUUCGUUUGUUAAAUCUAUCGUUCAUUCAUUUAAGCGUUCGUUCGAUCAGUAUCACAGAUGAUUCCUUACAUGAUUGAAUAUAUGUGUAAAUAUGUAAGGUAUGUAAAAAUCCCAAAUCAAGUGGUAAUCCUGGCGAAUACAUAUAGCUAUAUUUUAAUGUUAAUAAAAUGUAAGAUAUUCCAAUUAAA
Molecule: messenger RNA, 1921 nt
Organism: Priapulus caudatus
Lineage: Eukaryota; Metazoa; Priapulida; Priapulimorpha; Priapulimorphida; Priapulidae
Product: probable G-protein coupled receptor AH9.1
Exons: 2
Coding region: 376-1518 (380 amino acids)
Biological process (GO): G protein-coupled receptor signaling pathway
Cellular component (GO): membrane
Molecular function (GO): G protein-coupled receptor activity
Source: RefSeq, a predicted model, not a curated record